AGUUGUGGGACCAAAGACACCUGAAGCUGCCCACUGCUGGCAUAAGCAAGACCCAUUUUGGCCAUCCCUGGCCAGAGAAGGGUUAACUGACUCUGGCCAUCCUUUUGGCCUCUGGGCUGGUUUCUCUCUCUCCUCACAGGCCUCCAAAGAUCAAAGAGAGGCCAAAUCCCUUCAGCUGGGGGUCUCUUCCCCCUUUUUGCCCCAUUGGCUCUUCCUCACCUUCUUGAAAGGAGACCCUUCACACUUCCUUUAAGCCCCAAAGCCUUGAGCAUCACUUGGCUUAGCUUGGGGUUGCCCAAAGCACCUCCUUCCAGAGCAUCUUUCUAAGAAGUAAAUUUACUUGAUCGGAUUUUAUAAUUUUUUGCUUUGUUUUGUGUUUUUUAACCAUGAGAUUUUUGCACUUCUGUUUGGCGGCUGGGAUGCUCUGCCUCUCUUUGGGGGGAACUCUGGAUGUGCAAAGCCAGGAGACCUUGCUUUUGAAGGCUCUGGGGCUGAAGGCCAGGCUGAGCCCCAAAACCUUGGCCCCUGUGCCCCCUUUGCUCUGGAAAAUGUUCCAAAGAAGAAGCAAGCCUGGACCAGCGCAUGCUGAUGCCAAGGAGGUCCAGCGGCCAUGUUGGGUAGAGGAGUUCCAGGUGCCUGGGAACAUCAUCCGCGUCUUCCCAGACCAAGGUCAUUUUAUUCACAGCAGGGAACCCCAGAGUUUGUUGUGUCUGCAAAAGCGGUUGUAUUUUAAUCUCUCUGCCCUGGAGGAAGAUGAGAUGCUGACAAUGGCCCAGCUGGAGAUCAGAUUCAGCCAGAAUUGGUACCAGGCGGCUAGCCCAGCUCGUCCCUUUGAGCUGAGUCUUUACAAGGCAACCCAAAUGGCUUUGUUGGGCAUGUCUGGUCACACACACAGCCGCCAAAUGUUGCUGGAGCAGUCCUUCGUCCACUUGCACAAGUCUUUCGUCUUCGAUCUGACCCAGGUGGCAAAGGAGUGGCGUAUUCCUGCCAGGAACCUGGGCCUGAUUCUCGAGAUUGGCGUGCCACCUUUGCCCGAGGGAGAGUUUUGCUCCGGCAUCGACUCUUUCCUCGAGGCCUCGCUGUUUGUGGUCUCCCUUGCCCCCAGCCAGUGCAAGACUCCCAGAAAAAGGCGCAGCACUUACUAUGUGCCGCGCAUCACCAGCAACGUCUGCAAGCCACGGCGCCUAUAUAUAAGCUUCAGCGAUGUCGGGUGGGAGAACUGGAUCAUCGCCCCACAAGGUUACCUGGCAAACUACUGCCUAGGCGAAUGCCCAUUUCCGCUGACCGAGGAGCUCAACAGCACCAACCAUGCCAUUUUGCAAACCGUCGUCCACUCCCUUGACCCCGAAGGGACACCCCAGCCCUGCUGUGUCCCUGUCCGCCUCUCGCCCAUCUCCAUUCUUUACUAUGACAAUGACGACAACGUUGUGCUUCGUCACUAUGAGGACAUGGUAGUGGAUGAGUGUGGCUGCCGCUAAAGGCCUCGUCUCCUGCCCCCACUUUUGGUCCACUUUUGGUAGAUUUGUUGUGGAUCACAUGGUGAUUUCCUACAGAUGCAAAGCAGCUCCUGGUGCUGUAAAACUGCUGCUUCCCCCUUCUAAGCUUGUCAACAAAAGUUAGUAUCUUGUGAGUGAAUUACAAUAGUAUAAACUGGGUUUGUGUUAUCACAACUAAUUUUUAGGGCCAUUGCAUAUCUUGGAAUUCUGUUCUGACCACGCAACAGCCAAAAAACAAAAACCUCCCCCACCAAUCUCACCCUUUAAGCAGUGCAAUCCCCUCAAUGUGUCUGUUUCCUAGUUGGAAAGCAGGGGUGCAUGCAGCUCUUUUCUUGUAGCUAGAUGCACUGCCACAAUGGAGAUGAUCAGACAAGGGAUGUCCCUGUCCCAUCAUGUUCCUAUCCUUCCCGCACAAACGCAGGAAGAGCUUUCAGAUGGGAUUCGUGCUUAUCCCAUCCGGGAAGCACAAAUGACAGCGAUUGCAUGACAGGUUUUCAGAUGAAGUUGCACAGAUCCCAUCAUCCCGCCAUUAACCUGUUAUAAACACUGGCCGGCAUUUUGCAUUAAGGGAAGUUAAUGUUAAUGCAAUGCCGCUUUAAUGACCAGUUAAUGGCGGGGUUGGUGCAACGAUUUGAAAGCCUUUUGCACCAUCAGAGUCAAGGAUGGAUUACAGAUGGGAUAUGGACAGGGGACCGUCCCCGUGUGAAAAUCUCCAUUAUCAUCUGCAAAGAGCUUGCAAGGCCCACCCCUAAGGUCCCUACCACCGCAUGGCCAAAUAUAGGACAAUCGUUGCUCAUCUGCAACAACUCGGAAAUUGCCAUGUUGGGGAACUGCGCUGCUUGCAACCUGAUUUUUGGGGGAUAGGUAGCAUGGGGAGAUGGAACUAUGUGAGACAUGUACUCUUAUUGCAGAAUCUCAACUACGGGUAAAUUGUAGAGGCUCGUUUUAAGGUCUGAGUUUUUCCUAAACAACAUUGGCUCCCUGAAUGUUUGUUUUUGAUUUAAAAAGGUUGGCGUUGCUGCCAGUACAACAGUGACAAACUCAUUCAUAGGGCAAAGCUCAGAGUGGUUUGGGGGGUCCUAUUUAGCUCCCCUCCAGUCUCCACUUGUCCACCUGAAGACCUGGGUCUCUCGGUUGAGAGAUAGUAGUCACUCAUAAAUUGAAGUCAUUUAGGUAAUAAAAUACAAACCUGCAUCUGCUGGAUCUUUGUGACUGUUUGAGGAUUGAAAUAUUAUUUUGCCAGGGACAGGAGUAAAUUUUAAAAUAUUGUCUGUUUACUUCAGUUGUUUGUGGCAGAGCAACACAGUUUGAAGGACCAGUCUUGUAAUGGGCCCCAAGUGAG
This is a messenger RNA of Sceloporus undulatus (fence lizard), 2838 nucleotides long. RefSeq names its product derriere protein-like. The record is from RefSeq and is a predicted model, not a curated record. Gene Ontology annotation, cellular component: extracellular region. Bases 387 to 1478 code for a protein of 363 amino acids. The transcript has 2 exons. Gene Ontology annotation, molecular function: growth factor activity; cytokine activity. Gene Ontology annotation, biological process: BMP signaling pathway; SMAD protein signal transduction. NCBI's taxonomy places the organism in Eukaryota, Metazoa, Chordata, Lepidosauria, Squamata, Phrynosomatidae.